AUGGCAACUGGUAAAAUCAAUGAUAAUCUGAAAACGAUUAGAAAAUUGUACAAAAAGACAGAAGAAUUGAAUGAAGAAAUUAAAAAUGUUAUAAAAGAUAUCAAGCCUAUGGAAUUCGAAUCAUAUGCAGAUUAUUUUUUAAUACAUACUUUUAAGAGUGGGAUUUCUGAAAGUGGGAGAGUUAAUCUUGAUGGGUUAAGAAAGAGAGAACAAUCAAUAUAUUAUAAGAGAAUUAGGAAACCAAGCGAACAAAAGAUAGAUGAAAAUAUAUCCUUACCACCAAAGAGAACACCCUCAGAGGAUUCAUCUACUUCAAUUACACCAGCACAGACAGUAUCAUCUUCUGAUAAAGAAGAUGUGCCAGAAUCAAAAAUCGAUGGAAAUGGUGCAGGUAAUAAGACAGUAAAUAAUGUUUCAGCUGAGAUAUCUCUAACUAGUAUAAUUUCUUCAGAUGAUAUCCCAAAUGAUGGUGACCAUAAUAUUAGGAGAUCUUCCAGAAUAUCACAAAAGGAUCGUGAAGAUAAACUAAAGAGAGAACAUGAAAAGAUAGAAGAGGAUGCUCAACAUUCUGUUUCAAGAAAGAGACAUAGGGGACCUGGUAGGCCACCUAAAACUAGUCAUAUUGAUAGCAAUGAUGAUGAUACUGAUGGUAAUUUCGACUCUACCACAUAUUCUAGUAACGUCGACGAAACACCUGAUUCAGAACUUAUCGUUAUUAAAGAUUUAUUUGAAAAUUUGGUUCCAAAAAUUAGAAACCCUCAACGAAGAUCGGAUUGGGUUCUCCCACCUAAAAUGAAAUAUGUGCAGGAAAAGCAAUUACACACAAGACCGGAAUAUAAAUCUAUCAAAAUUCAUGAAUUGGUUAGUACUGACAGAAUGAGUACAAUAUUGUCGCGUUUUGAAGGUGGCCUAGCUGGUGUACGUAAGUAA
This is a messenger RNA of Maudiozyma barnettii, 930 nucleotides long. RefSeq names its product Rfm1p (gene RFM1). Lineage: Eukaryota; Fungi; Ascomycota; Saccharomycetes; Saccharomycetales; Saccharomycetaceae. The record is from RefSeq and is a predicted model, not a curated record. The transcript has a single exon. The coding region runs from base 1 to 930 and encodes 309 amino acids.